UCAGUGGCAGGCAGGGCAGAAGGAGGGUUCAGAUGAGAGCACAGCCCCUCAGCCAGAGCCACGAGACAAACUGACCUGCGGCUGACACACACACGCUCACACACACUCUGCGGGAAGGGAGCGAUGAGAGACUAAAAUAACCAGAUGAACCGAAAAGAAGAACGAAAGGUAAAUGUACCAAGGACAUCUAAAAGGGGAAAAGAGACUUGGAGCUGAAGACAAAGACUGUUACUCAUGGGUAUUAACGACUGUGAUAUGAAAUCUUUCUAACGCAAAGUUCCAUGCAGACAUGAAGCAAAGAAAAAAUACCAGAGGAAUCCAGGAAUAAUUCAUCCAGCAUUACACUCUUAAACGAAAAGGUGAAAGGAAGAAGAGGAAACAACCUCUGCUGUUUCUUGUUGUUCUCUAUUGGGAGCUAUAACAACAGCUACGUCCUUGUCCUUGCAUAGCCAUUCAUUGGGUCAAACAGUACAAUGAUCUACAGGGACCUCAAAGGCAAACUGGAUGAAUAUUAAGAAGAAAAACAUGCUAAGCCUCAAGGACAUAAGGAAGAGAAGGUCCAACAGGAAAGCUGCCUUUUUGAGCUCUAGUGAUUUUUAGUUUUCAUUGUCUUUACUUCACUUCUUUACACAAACACGUCACAUCACCUCGAAUCCCUUUACCUCACAAAGAAAGUGGGAUUUGAAGGUCCUAACAUGUCUAUCGAAGUCCAUUUUGAGCACCAGAAGAAGGACCUGAGAUCCGGGAGCUCCUCUGCUCCAGCGUUUCCUCCACGCAUCCCCACGGUGACACUGAUCAACCACAGAGAGCAGAGGGAUAAACACACUGCCCACAGACUGCAGCCGGCAAGCCUUGAUCUAAACCUGGCAACCAGCAGCUACUACAGAUGUAGUGAAGGUAGCAGAGUGCAGAAGGUUGGAACAAUGCCAGAUUCACCUGCGGAUGUGAAAACCCAACCCAGGUCCACUCCACCCACCAUGCCUCCUCCACCCCCGGCUGUUAGCCAGGCAUCCAAUCGUAAUGCUUCAUUCACCCCUGCUACCAGUAAAUCAAUGCUGAAUGGAAGCAGCCACUCUCCUACAUCGCUGAACGGUGCUCCGUCCACUCCUAACGGCUUCAGUAAUGGGCCGGCCAUGUCUUCGACGGCUUCACUGUCCAACCAGCAGCUCCCGCCAGCUUGUGGCGCCCGGCAGCUCUGCAAACUGAAGCGCUUCCUGACCACGCUGCAGCAGUUUGGCAACGACAUAUCGCCUGAGAUCGGGGAGAGAGUGCGCAGCCUCGUGCUGGGACUGGUGAACUCCACCCUCACCAUCGAAGAGUUUCACUCCAAACUUCAUGAGGCCACCAACUUCCCUCUGAGGCCGUUCGUCAUUCCCUUCCUGAAGCUCCUCUGCAGCCUGGUCCUCUCAGGGCUGACUUAUCUGCUGAGGAGGUGA
This is a messenger RNA of Notothenia coriiceps (black rockcod), 1436 nucleotides long. RefSeq names its product CBFA2/RUNX1 partner transcriptional co-repressor 3. Lineage: Eukaryota; Metazoa; Chordata; Actinopteri; Perciformes; Nototheniidae. Bases 696 to 1436 code for a protein of 246 amino acids. Gene Ontology annotation, cellular component: nucleus. Gene Ontology annotation, biological process: negative regulation of DNA-templated transcription; DNA-templated transcription. The transcript is spliced from 5 exons. Gene Ontology annotation, molecular function: transcription corepressor activity. The record is from RefSeq and is a predicted model, not a curated record.